Perognathus longimembris pacificus (Pacific pocket mouse) is the source of this 2182-nucleotide messenger RNA. It is a transcript of the gene Dclk2, whose product is annotated as doublecortin like kinase 2. Gene Ontology annotation, biological process: protein phosphorylation; intracellular signal transduction. Gene Ontology annotation, molecular function: ATP binding; protein kinase activity. NCBI's taxonomy places the organism in Eukaryota, Metazoa, Chordata, Mammalia, Rodentia, Heteromyidae. The record is from RefSeq and is a predicted model, not a curated record.
AUGGCCAGCACCCGGAGGAGCAUCGAGCUGGAGCACUUCGAGGAGCGGGACAAAAGGCCGCGGCCGGGGUCGCGCCGCGGGGCGCCCGGCUCCUCCGGGGGCGGCGGCGGCGGCUCGGGCCCCAGGGGGAACGGGCUGGUGCCCAGCCCCGCGCACAGCGCGCACUGCAGCUUCUACCGCACGCGCACCCUGCAGGCCCUCAGCUCCGAGAAGAAGGCCAAGAAGGCGCGCUUCUACCGCAACGGCGACCGCUACUUCAAGGGCCUGCUCUGCGCCAUCUCCGGGGACCGCUUCCGCUCCUUCGACGCGCUGCUCGUCGAGCUCACCCGCUCGCUGUCCGACAACGUCAACCUGCCCCAGGGCGUCCGCACCAUCUACACCAUCGACGGCAGCCGCAAGGUCACCAGCCUGGACGAGCUGCUGGAAGGCGAGAGUUACGUGUGUGCCUCCAACGAGCCAUUUCGCAAAGUUGACUACACCAAAAACAUCAACCCGAACUGGUCAGUGAACAUCAAGGGCGGCGCCCCCAGAGCCUCGGCGGCGGCCGCCUCCGCGAAGAGCGAGGUGAAGGAGAGUAAAGACUUCAUCAAACCCAAGCUGGUGACUGUCAUCCGAAGUGGGGUGAAGCCCAGGAAGGCCGUGAGGAUCCUUCUGAAUAAAAAGACUGCUCAUUCGUUUGAGCAGGUCUUAACCGACAUCACCGAAGCCAUUAAACUAGACUCAGGCGUGGUCAAGAGGCUGUGUACCCUAGAUGGCAAGCAGGUUACUUGCUUGCAAGAUUUCUUUGGUGACGAUGACGUUUUUAUUGCAUGUGGACCUGAAAAAUUCCGUUACGCCCAAGAUGACUUUGUCCUGGACCACAGCGAAUGCCGCGUCCUCAAGUCCUCUUAUGCUCGAUCCUCAGCUGUUAAAUAUUCUGGAUCCAAAAGUCCUGGGCCCUCUCGCCGCAGCAAAUCUCCGGCUUCAGUUAACGGAACUCCCAGCAGUCAACUCUCCACUCCAAAGUCCACGAAAUCCUCCAGCUCUUCUCCAACGAGCCCAGGAAGCUUCCGGGGAUCCAAGAUUUCGACACAUGGUAGAUCUUCCUCCAAUGUGAAUGGCGGACUUGAACUUGAUCGCUGCAUGAGUCCCGAAGGUGUGAAUGGGAACAGGUGCUCCGAAUCCUCUACUCUUCUGGAGAAAUACAGGAUUGGGAAGGUCAUUGGAGAUGGCAAUUUUGCAGUCGUCAAAGAGUGUGUGGACCGGUCUACUGGAAAAGAGUUUGCACUGAAGAUUAUAGACAAAGCCAAGUGCUGUGGAAAGGAGCACCUGAUUGAGAAUGAGGUGUCCAUCCUGCGCAGAGUGAAGCACCCCAAUAUCAUCAUGCUGGUGGAGGAGAUGGAGACGGCCACCGAGCUCUUCCUGGUGAUGGAAUUGGUCAAGGGUGGAGACCUCUUCGAUGCCAUCACUUCCUCCACCAAGUACACGGAGAGAGACGGCAGCGCCAUGGUGUACAACCUCGCCAACGCCCUCAGGUACCUGCACGGCCUCAGCAUCGUGCACCGGGACAUCAAGCCGGAGAACCUCCUGGUGUGCGAAUACCCGGACGGGACCAAGUCUCUGAAGCUGGGGGACUUCGGGCUGGCCACCGUGGUGGAAGGCCCCCUGUACACGGUGUGCGGCACGCCCACCUACGUGGCCCCGGAAAUCAUCGCCGAAACAGGCUACGGCCUGAAGGUGGACGUGUGGGCGGCGGGCGUGAUCACCUACAUCCUGCUGUGUGGAUUCCCGCCGUUCCGCAGUGAGAGCAAUCUCCAGGAAGACCUGUUCGAGCAGAUUCUGGCGGGAAAGCUGGAGUUCCCCGCGCCGUACUGGGAUCACAUCACCGACUCGGCCAAGGAGCUGAUCGCCCAGAUGCUGCAGGUGGACGUGGGCGCGCGGUGCACGGCGGGGCAGAUCCUGAGCCACCCCUGGGUGUCAGACGACGCCCCGCAGGAGAACAACAUGCAGGCGGAGGUGACGGGUAAACUCCAGCAGCACUUCCACAGCGCGCUCCCCAAGCACGACAGCACCGCCCCCGGGGGUGGCGGUGAUCGUGAACACGGCUCUAGAUAAGGAGGGCCAGAUCUUCUGCAGCAAGCUUGGCCCCGACGGCAGCCGGCCCGCCGCCACCAUCACCACCACCGCCACCACCACCACCGGG